GCGUUCAGGGGACAGAUUUUUUGAAAGUUGUCAACAGAGAAGAAGAAGAAGAGGAAGAAGAAGAAGAGGAAGAGGAGGCAGAGGAGCAGAGAGCGGCUUGUAACCGACAGCAGAGCUCCGGAGGACCGGGAGGAGGAGGCAUGGGCUGCAGCCACAGCAAGAAGAAAAGCAAAGGCAAGAAGGGAGAGAAGAACCAGAACGACAAGAGCCACCGAGAUGAAGGAGGUAAACGUGCUUCAGGUGAGCCCGACGUCUGUCUGGAGAAGCAGCUGGAGCGCUUUGAGUGGCAGCUGAGGAUUUUAAAGGAGGCCAAUGGGAACCCGGAGAGGGCGGAGCUUCUGAAGGACCACGGAGACAAGGAGGUGUGCUCCCUCGUCCUGAGCCUCCUGGAGAAGGUGAAAACGGAGACGACGACUGAUUUAAACGUCCUGCACGAACAGAAAAGUAAAUCUGCUACUGAAGACCACGAGAGAAACGUGGAAGAGCUGAAAAAGAAACAGGAACAGGAGACAACUCAACUCACAGAAAGGUUUCAGGCUGCCGAGAACGUCCUCAAGGGUAAAGUGGAGCAGCUGACUUCAGAUCUGCAGGUUUAUAACAACCUGAAGAGGAGAGUGGAAGAGUCGACGUUUAAGAAAGACCUGCAGAGAAACAUUCAGGCCCAUGGCAGCCCAGGUGCAUUCUGGGAGUCCGAGCAGGAGUCUCUGCUGUUUGUGAUUGAGAUGAAGAGUGAGCGAGUUCAAGACCAGAGCAGGAAGCUGCAGCAGAUGGAAGCUCUGGUGGAGAAGAACUUGUCUCUGGAGGAUCAGAUGGUCCACGUCCUGCAGCAGAACGAGGAUCUGAGAGUCCGGAUAGACAACUGCCAGACUUUCAUUCAGCAGUUAUCAAAGGAGCAGCAGGAACUGAAGGUGGCGCUGGAGAGGCAGUCGUUCACAAACCAGAAUCUUUCUCAGGAAAAAGAGCAGCUGAUGUUCAAACUGAGACACAGAGACUCGUGUCCGACCAUCCUCCUGCCCACCAUUAUGCACGAGAUCUCCCCCCGAUGAUCACAUGUGUCGCUCUGUGUAGAUAGAAAAUCAGUCAAGGUAACACGCAGGCGGUCCUGGUUUACAGUAACCAGGUAAAAACUCAAACUGGGCUACAGCUGCUGGUCCCAUCGACCACCUGGCUGUUACUGUCAAUCGUCGGCAGGUCUGGGUUCAAGUUCCAGGGCUUCAAACUGGAUCCACAAGUCUGAAUACUUCCCAUUUUCACUGCAACUCCACUGGUAAAUGUUCUUAUGUAAGCAACCAGCUGAACAACGAGGGCUUUACAAUGAUUACGGUCCCCGGAGUAGCAUCUCAACAACUCUUAAGCUACAUGGACUCUGAGCUGCACCCUGUUUGGACCUCCAGACCGUCCCGGGUAACGGUGCAGCCAAAACAAUCUGUUGUGUUUGUUUUUAAUUCUUCUCAAAUAAGAAAUAUCCUUUGACUGACAGAUUAUUGGAUGCUAUGGAGGUUAAAACCUUUUUUUGUUUUGUCAAUUACAAAUCAAAGAUGGAGGGAUCGGUGUGGUGGACGCACCAGAAGGUUGCAUAGCGAAUCCUUUGACGUAGUGACUACUUGCACAGCUAGCUGGCAAGCUAACGGGUAACCAAUCAGAACUAGCCAGCCACAAUAGCCUACAAACUAGAAAAUAAGUUUUGCAUAGUUUAUUAGAGAGACGCAUUUGUGCUAUCAGACCAGCUGCAGGCCAUUUUUUGCGUCUCUUUUUUCCAGGGUUAUAUAAAAAGCGGUUGGUGCAACACAACUAUUGUGAUCGUUUUAGUGCUUCCUCGUGUGUUUCUUACGAUUUUCUGGCUCUCUGUUGCACUUAAACGGUGUAAAAAUUGGCAAGUCAGAGUUUGUUGAAACCUCCGUGAACAAAUCCAUCAAUCAUGCCGAUAAUUUAGCAGUUCUGCGAUCUAACUCUCCGCUAAAGUGCCUGACCGAUCGGUAUCAUGAUCGAUCACGUCAACAUAAAGCUGGAUCUUCUGGUUGCCAAGCUCAACAUACAUCAAAACUCUUGAGGGUUCAGAACUGGAUGACGGCUACCGUUCGACUCUCGUCUGGCUUCCUAAAUAAUGUCCCAGUAGAAAGGUCUUUCUCCACUGGCACGCCAAAGUGCCUUGCUCAAUUGGCACAGAAAACGGUAGUUAAGAGGGAAAAGAGAGCUAGCGUAGUAGUGAAGCACUUGAUUUUGUGUUUCCUUUUAAUCUGGGACAUCCGCUUCAGGUAUUUUAUUUUAUUUCCCCAAUAAUUAAAGGAUGUUACAGCAAAAGUACAAUCAGUUAUUUUAAGUGUCCCCCAACUGUUCCAAUCUUUAAGAUCCCCUCAAGGUAUUACAGGUUUCCACAACCACUGGAUGUUGUGAGGUAGACUAUGAGGAGUCAACAAGCAUCUUAGAGAUCCUCACAAUCAACAAUCCAAUUUUAACUGAUUAGUCGAGGAUCUUCUGGAUUGAAAAAUCUUGCUAAAAACAUUCAUAAUACAUUUAAUAUACAUGGACGUCCUGCCAGAAAGUUCAAGUAUUUAAACCUUUUGGAUUCACGAAACUAUCAACGAACUAAACAAAGUCAAACUUUUUUAUUUUACUGUGAUAUUUCUGGUUCUGUUCAAAUGUUACGUCUUUUUAUUGUAGUCAGUUUUCUUUUACUCAUUUCCUUUUUGUGUGCCUUGCUUUAGGUUUCUCGUUAUGUGUCAAAACUGAAUCAUAACUUGAUGUUAUUAGUUGCUGGAGUCAUUGACACAUUUUUAACGUAGAGUUAACUCUUCAUUCUACUGUUUGGGGAAGACGCCACUUCACUUUCAGUGUCACGUGUUUAUGUAAGGCAUUAAGGAGUGGAUACAAACAAACUGGAGCCCUUUUAUUUUUGGGAUUUUGAAUAUGUUUUAUGAACCUCAGAAUCAAUUCAACCCAAUUGAAUGUUUUUAGUUUAAUGCAGUGAAAAAAGACAAAUAGCAGAAUUCUUUUAGUCUUUUAGCAUGCUAGCAUCUUGGCUCAAGGGAUGCCAGUCAGUUGGUUCGGAGUAAAACCUCACAUAGCUUCUUUUUUUUUUACUGAUCCCCAGGUUUUUCAUUAUCGCUACACACAGGUUUCAUCACCCAAAACUAGUACUUCUCUAGAACAAAUCCCUGUGAUCUUUCCUGUACUUUGAGAUUAAUGCUAGCAUGGCAUGGCUAACGUUAAAAUCCUAACUCUCUAAAAUACUCUUUAAUCAUUCACAGUGGUGGCAUGUUAACAUGGUAAAACACUGAAUGUUACACACUAUUAUACCGCCAUGUGAAUGGUAAAAGUAAAGUCCAGUGUUUAGCGCCACUAGUUCUCAACACACAUUGGGACUAUUUGAAAUUUUAGUCAGUCAUAAAUGACAACUAACAAAAUUAAUCUUAGUGUUUUUAGCAGGUCUUAGAUGUUACGCCACAAUUUACGAAACUCUUGUAAGAUUUUUCCGAGUUUUAGCAAGUUUAAGCAAACCGGGAUAACCAUCAAGACACAACGUUUUUAGCAUGUACGAAGUGACUCGGCUUAUUUGAUGCUUCUGCCAUUUUGAUUGCUCAGCUAGCUCCGUUCCCUCAGAAGUCAGCACAGUUGAAAUGGUUAGCAAUGGAACAAUGCGUAGACGUCCGUGACUGAAACCACCAAUCUCAGUAAUAGCAUAUCAGUGAACUGAUUUAGGUCAGAAAUGUUGAUUUAAAUGCUGGCGUGUUGGGCUAAUUACAGCUAUGUUUACUGUCAGAGGUUUCCAUUAUGUCAAAAAAGAAAAGUUUUACAUCAAUCGCUCCUCAAUGAACAAUCACAGAACAAUAAUCACUGUAUACAUCUUGCCUUUAAAGCGUGAUAACUGUCAGAUAUAUUUUGUGUUUCUUUUAAAGAUGUGAAAGAUAUUGCCAUGUUGUCAGUUGAGUAUUUUUUCUCUUUAAGUGACAGAGGAUUUUAUGGGAUGUGACGUAUGUAUUGCCAAAAAAAAUGUUUGUCAGUAUUCUGACAACUCUUUCUCCUUAUGCACUAGCACUUUGACCAGUAUUUUAACAGGGGUUUGUAUAAGAGAGAUUUUUUUCCAUGUUGUUGUAUAGUUUUAAUUUUUUUGGCUUCUUUUGUGUAAAAACUUAUUUCAUCUUUGCUUGGUUGGAUUUAAAUCCAGAAGUUUGUUUUCUCCUCUUGUUUUUGGCUUGACUAAAUAAAAAGCUGCAACUAAAACUGAUCAGUUCAAUGUCUGUAUUUACAACAGUGCAUAUUAACCAAAAACAAUCACUUUUAUCUCUGCACGCAUAUCCCCCAUUGCAGUCUUUUAACCUCUUUUUUCUUUUUUUAAUCGCUUAAAUAAAUACCUUGACCACCAUUGAAUGACAUG
Molecule: messenger RNA, 4375 nt
Organism: Anoplopoma fimbria (sablefish)
Lineage: Eukaryota; Metazoa; Chordata; Actinopteri; Perciformes; Anoplopomatidae
Gene: ccdc69
Product: coiled-coil domain containing 69
Exons: 9
Coding region: 141-1046 (301 amino acids)
Cellular component (GO): nucleus; cytoplasm
Molecular function (GO): microtubule binding
Source: RefSeq, a predicted model, not a curated record